Messenger RNA from Rhipicephalus sanguineus (brown dog tick), 666 nucleotides. RefSeq names its product electron transfer flavoprotein regulatory factor 1. The coding region runs from base 342 to 641 and encodes 99 amino acids. Gene Ontology annotation, biological process: respiratory electron transport chain. NCBI's taxonomy places the organism in Eukaryota, Metazoa, Arthropoda, Arachnida, Ixodida, Ixodidae. The record is from RefSeq and is a predicted model, not a curated record. Gene Ontology annotation, cellular component: mitochondrion. The transcript has 3 exons.
CUGCAGUGCAUGAACGUUGGCUAGUGCUGCGUCCACCGCGGUAGUCUAGGUCAGCUUAGACGUUGGCUUAGGUCGGCUGUCUCGCGUCGUAAUCAGAGGCUCUCCGUCGUGGCUAUCGGCGCGUGUGUGCGAACGUCGCUCGCUGGCAACUGUACUACUGUCGAUGAUCCCGCGAUCUUCUCGUCGCCGGUGCCGCAAGCGCACUUGCCAGCGCCUCGCUCCAAGCACAAACGACGCCGCCGCCACCUUUGUGGCGUGGUGUGUCACGUAGGCCAACGCAGUCGCAUGUUUGACCUUUCACGUGAGCAUUCACACGGUGUUCGUCCAGCUUUUUUUUGACCAUGUGGUGCAGUGGCCCGAGCAAUGUUACAUACUGCCGAAUCACAAUGGCAUCCGUGCGGGGCCAAGUUGUCCAGCUGUACAAAAAUCUGCUGCACCUUGGGCGUGACUACCCAAAGGGCUAUGACUACUUUCGGAGUCGACUGAAGGCUGCCUUCCUCAAGAACCGCGAUGUCAAAGACCCUGAGCAGUUGACCAUGCUGCUUGCCAGAGGACAGUACAUCAUCAAGGAGCUCGAGGCACUCUACAUGCUCAAGAAAUACCGUACCCUCAAGAAGCGCUACUACACAGACACUCCUUAAUAAAACAACUUUCUUUUAGUGCUCA